CAGACUACUUGUUGAAGAAUGAGUUUUGUUUUGGAGGAUUGGAAUCGUCUGCUAGUGCUCAUGCUAGCCGCUUGCUAAAAAUGGUCGACCGCAAGGCCUCGGCCGGUUUGUUUAUUGGCGUGGAUGUUGGUACAGCCAGCGUACGGACAGCAGUCGUCAACAACACUGGAACUAUCGUAAGGACAGCGAGUCGACCAAUCAGAAUUUGGCAGUCGGAAGGAGGCAUCUACGAGCAAUCUUCAGAGAAUAUUUGGACAGAAUGGCGUGCAGCUAUGAACGAAGCGAUGGAAGGACUAGAUGCAAGUCUAAUCAAGGGAAUUGGAUUUGAUGCAACCUGCUCCCUUGUUGCCAUGGAUACCAACUUCAAACCAAUCACAGUCAGCAAGAGUGGAGAUAAUCAAAGGAAUAUAGUUAUGUGGAUGGAUCACAGAGCGUCAGAGCAGGCCGCUGAGAUCAAUCUGACAAAGCAUGACGUACUGCACUAUGUGGGAGGGACAAUAUCACUGGAAAUGCAACCUCCUAAACUGUUGUGGUUGAAACAGAAUCUCAAAGCUAAGUGUUGGGACAGAGCUGCCCAUUUCUUUGAUCUGCCAGACUACUUGACGUGGAGGUCAACUGGAACACUAUCGAGAUCUCUUUGCUCAGUGGUUUGUAAAUGGACGUACCAAGCUGAUCAGACCGGGAGGAGUGAAUGGAGUGAUUCCUUCUGGGAAGAAAUUGGUCUUGGGGAUCUCAAGGAAAAUAAUUACGCUAAAAUCGGUGCUACUGUCUUGUCGCCAGGGGAGCCCGUUGGUUCUGGGCUGACCAAUCAGGCUGCAGCAGAACUUGGCCUCCUGCGGGGAACGCCUGUAGGUAGCUCCAUUAUUGAUGCCCAUGCUGGAGGUCUAGGUGUGCUUGGUGCUGAUGUAUCUUGCUGCGGAAUGUCAAAUGAUGAUGUCACAAUGACAUCACGGUUAGCUCUCAUAAGUGGAACAUCAUCUUGCCAUAUGGCAAUGAGCAAAGAGCCAACAUUUGUCCCUGGUGUUUGGGGACCCUACUAUAGUGCAAUGGUCCCAGGUUAUUGGCUGAAUGAAGGAGGGCAGAGUGUGUCUGGUAAACUCAUAGACCAUGUUAUUGAAUCCCAUCCCGCAAACCAAACACUCAAGACGGACGCUGAAAACAAUGGUGUAACUGUAUAUCAGCACUUGUUCAACUUACUUGAAAUUAUGUCAGCAUCUCAACCAACAGUGUCGAUGGCAGAAUUGACGAGAGAUUUACAUAUAUGGCCAGAUUUCCAUGGAAACCGCUCACCACUGGCUGAUUCAAGUCUGAAAGGAAUGAUAAGUGGACAGUCCCUAUCUACCUCCAUCAGUGACCUUGCUGUACUCUACUUAGCAACAGUGCAAGCCAUUGCUCACGGUACUAGGCAUAUUAUAUCGUCAAUGGAGGGCGCUGGUCAUCGUAUAUCAAUGGUGUUUGCUUGCGGGGGACUCAGCAAGAAUCAACUUUUUAUACAAACGCAUGCUGACGUCACAGGUCUUCCCAUUGUUCUUCCCAAGGAGAGCCAGUCUGUUCUGAUUGGUGCAUCUUUACUCGGUGCCCGUGCCUCUGGCUGGUUCCCAACUGUUCAGGAUGCUAUGAAGUCUAUGGGAGGAGCUGGUGAUGUCAUCCGCCCUGAUCCCAAGACAAAGCAAUUCCACGACAGAAAGCACAGGGUUUUCCUUAAAAUGGUGGAUGACCAGAGGGGGUACAGAAGCAUCAUGGAAGAGCCACACUGAACGUCAGUUGUCUCUGUGAAGAUUCCUGUCAAGGGAGCUCGGCAAACUCCUACAUGAGGAUAUAAAUACCAAGCUGGCAAACAUUGGUUUGAGAUCUUUGAUUAUGAAUUGCACAAAUUAGAAAUUGUGGUUCAGUAAACUGGACAAUAUUUAUAAAAUCAGCGGUUGGCUUGGUGGAAUUCGAACCCACAACCUUGUGAUUGCAAGUCCUGUAGUCUAACCACUGGACCACAGUUAGCUUGGUAGG
Asterias rubens (European starfish) is the source of this 2004-nucleotide messenger RNA. Its product is annotated as FGGY carbohydrate kinase domain-containing protein-like. The record is from RefSeq and is a predicted model, not a curated record. The coding region runs from base 81 to 1757 and encodes 558 amino acids. Lineage: Eukaryota; Metazoa; Echinodermata; Asteroidea; Forcipulatida; Asteriidae. Gene Ontology annotation, molecular function: phosphotransferase activity, alcohol group as acceptor; kinase activity. The transcript has 14 exons. Gene Ontology annotation, biological process: carbohydrate metabolic process.